Spea bombifrons (plains spadefoot toad) is the source of this 1486-nucleotide messenger RNA. It is a transcript of the gene C7H21orf58, whose product is annotated as chromosome 7 C21orf58 homolog. The transcript is spliced from 10 exons. Lineage: Eukaryota; Metazoa; Chordata; Amphibia; Anura; Pelobatidae. The record is from RefSeq and is a predicted model, not a curated record. Bases 116 to 1015 code for a protein of 299 amino acids.
GUUGUAGGAGAUGGCAGGUAACAACCAAAGCAACAACUGAGGACACAAACUCACUGGACUGAAGUUCAUAGACAGGAUUUAUAUUUACCGGGCUGAGUCUUAAGCUACACUGAGGAUGGCCGAUCCUUCCUUGAUAGAUCACAUGACUAGGCUGAAACUCAAACUCCUGGAGAAGCGGUUGGAGAAUGAGCGUGACAUGGUUGAUGAAUCGGAGGAGACCGAACCCAGCACUGCAAGAAGCUAUGAUGGACAAGAGGAAGCUCUGCAGUCUGCGUUGCGGAGGAGAAAGGAUCUACUCCACAAACUGCGUGAGCAGCAACUCCUAGAAGAAAUUUCACGUCCCCAUACCUGGGAGGGCACUCGUCGCCCAAAAAUGAACAUUGAACCUCUUCAUCAGGUGGCCCCCGUUAACUACUAUCACCCACCUCCUCCAGGUCCACCUGUACGUUUCUAUCCACCACCACCACCCCCUGAGCCUCCUAGGAUCAUCCAGCAGCAGUUACCCCAGCAGCCAGCAACCAUAAUUCAACAGUUACCUGCACAGCAGCCACUCAUCACCCAGAUUCCAUCUCCACAAGCCUUUCAACCAGCCCGCUCAGGCAGCAUAAAGGAAGACAUGGUGGAGAUGAUGCUCAUGCAGAAUGCACAAAUGCACCAGAUAAUAAUGCAAAACAUGAUGCUAAAAGCACUGCCUCCUCUUGCUUUGUCACAGCCUGCAAGCAGUGCCCCCCCACCCCAGUCCCAGUCCCACCAGGAUUCAAAUUUUCCUACUUCUAUGGUGCUAAGACCUGAGAAGAUUCGACCUUCUUCUGUCCACCAUCAUCACCACUAUACACCUCCGACCCUGCCACCUGCACCACCCACCAUGCAGCCUGGACCAGGAUAUCCAAUGUGGUCUCAAAUGAUGCAUUCAAAUCCAGCGGGACACAUGGGUGGAUUUCCCCACACUAUUCAUCAUGUGACUGGACCAACCACAACACUACCUGCAAUACAUACAGUCCCAAGUGGCCUAUGAAGACCAUGAGCUGUAAAAGAUGUACCUGAAUAGAAAGCAAAAUAAUGGGAACUUCAGAAACAGACUCAACUCGCCAUGUAUGUUUUACACUUAAAAAACAACUGUAUGUUAUAAACAUUAUUUCUAUAGGAUGCUGACAUAUGUAACCGGAGCAGGCAGUAGUGUCACUAUGCCUCGUCUGUCAAAGAGAAACCGCUCUAUUCUGGUAACCAGCUCCCCCGCUCUGCUUUUGGACUUCGUACAAAAAGGGACAUCUUUUACCUCUACUUUCAUUUGGUUAUUUUAUGGUCAUCAUUAUCAUGUAAUAAAAAGUAUCUAGAUGGCGUAUCUAGUAUCUAUAGUACCAUAUGUUUUGUACAAUGUUGAUACAUUUUUCUCUUAUAGACAAAAUGUCUGCCGCUGUAGCAUGUCACAAAGUAAAAAACUGUUUUCUGAUACUGAAUUGUUAAUAAAGAAGUAUAAAUUAUACAA